UUUUUUAUGUAGUAGCCACAUUCGAUUGUAGUGCAAUUAGAAUUUUGUUUCUGUUUUCUUUUUUGACGAGCUAGUGAUUUAAUUUUUUUCCCGAAAUUUUUUUCGAAUUUCACGUUGACAUUUAAAACAAAAAAUAGUAAUAUGUCCGUACCGGAAAAUAGCGACGAGAACAAAAUUAAUGCAGUUGAUAAUUCUGAGGCAAAAACUGAGGGCGUUUCAAGAAUCAAAUGUUCACGACCGACCACGUCAACUCACAUUGUCACAGAAAAUAUUGCCACUUUACCUAAAUCCUCUAAAAACAAUGAUGACUAUGUAAAGGCGCAUAACGAGCUUGUAAACAAUUUGGAAGGCUUAGUAUUGUCCACUGAGAGUUCCGAUGACAACAUCUGCAAGUCUGAUUGGUUAAAGGCAAGGGAUAGUCUAGAAAAUUUAAAUUGCACUAAACCGGAUAAGGUAGAAGUGAUCAAUUCGAAAUCGUCAUCCUGCACAUCCUCUAAAGAAAAGUGCUUGAUCGCCGAAUCUCCGCAUUCCGAGUCUCUUAUUGGAGCGACCAAAAAUUGCGCCCACUCCGUCUCCAAAGUGCUUUCCUGGGACCCAUGGGAGAAACUGGGCAGAAAGAACAAGAAGGAAAGUAAGAGGAGAAAAUUUGAACAGGCCAAAGAGAAUAGUACACCCCAGACGUCGCAGGAUCAGAACAGGAAGGACUUCAAGUCCGGAGAUGAGGUGCGGCCCGCGACGGAUGCAGAUGCGGAAGAGAUAAUCGAGAGCUACGAGUACCAGCCUUAUCAGCCGAAAAACUCGAGAUCGGUGGAGUUUACAAAUAAAGUGAUGGUCGUUUACAUAAAGGAAGAUAAGGUGAUAGGUGAGGCGAUCGAGCCUCUAAAGAAGGAGUUGGAUCAGCAGAUUCGGAAUAAAGAGAUGAGGAAAGGCCACAUGGCAGACAUUGGAUUCGGGAAGAAGAGGCUAGUUAACGAUUGGCACAUGAAAAAGUAGACGCGCCGACCAUUGAAACGAAAGAAUAAUAAACUUUAGCCGAUCCGUAAAUUAAGAAUUAUCAAUUUUGAUUUUAAUUCUUUUUAGU
Messenger RNA from Nicrophorus vespilloides, 1081 nucleotides. RefSeq lists its product as uncharacterized. The transcript is spliced from 5 exons. NCBI's taxonomy places the organism in Eukaryota, Metazoa, Arthropoda, Insecta, Coleoptera, Silphidae. The record is from RefSeq and is a predicted model, not a curated record. Bases 142 to 993 code for a protein of 283 amino acids.